Chenopodium quinoa (quinoa) is the source of this 1000-nucleotide messenger RNA. RefSeq names its product germin-like protein subfamily 2 member 4. Gene Ontology annotation, molecular function: manganese ion binding. Gene Ontology annotation, biological process: regulation of root development; plasmodesmata-mediated intercellular transport. Gene Ontology annotation, cellular component: cell wall; plasmodesma. NCBI's taxonomy places the organism in Eukaryota, Viridiplantae, Streptophyta, Magnoliopsida, Caryophyllales, Amaranthaceae. The record is from RefSeq and is a predicted model, not a curated record. Bases 113 to 766 code for a protein of 217 amino acids. The transcript has 2 exons.
UUGUACUCAACUUGCACCUAGACUUGAGUAUAGUACCACUUCUUGUACUCUUGCACUUAUACAAGCCUAUUGCAACGUGAACGGUGGUUAAUUCCUUUAAGAUUCCUUCGAAAUGGCCGGUGUUAGGGCAGUCGUCUUGGUGGUGCUAUUGGCAUAUACUGUUGGGGGAUUAGCCUAUGAUUCAGACAUGCUUCAAGAUGUUUGUGUUGCCGAUCCUAAAUCAGGAAUACUAGUGAAUGGAUUCCCUUGCAAAAAUAUUAGCAUGAUAGCCGCGGAAGACUUCUUCUUCAUGGGGAUUUCUAAACCAGGCCAGAUCACCAACAAAGUCCUUGGAUCGAAAGUCACUGGGGCAAAUGUUAUGGACAUCCCUGGCCUUAACACCUUAGGAGUUUCCAUGGCUCGAGUCGACUUUGCUCCCUACGGUCUAAAUCCACCUCACAUUCAUCCCCGUGCCACUGAGAUAAUCUACGUUCUUGAGGGUGAAUUGUACGUUGCUUUCAUAACAACCAGUAACAAACUCAUUUCUAAGGUUGUUAAGACAGGUGAAGUAUUUGUUUUCCCUAGAGGUUUGGCUCACUACCAGAAAAACAAGUCUAAAUACCCGACUUCUGUUAUAGCUGCCUUUAACAGCCAAUUGCCAGGCACUCAACAGUUUGCAGCUGCUCUCUUUACUUCCAACCCUCCUGUGUCCAACGACGUGUUGGCUCAAACAUUUAACAUCGACGAACACAAUGUUGAGAAGAUCAAGGCUGGCCUUGCUGCCUAAAAGUAGCCUUUUCCUUAGGGAAGUUCAACAAAUUUGAGUUCCUAAACAUGUUGAUUAUAUGGUUUUUCUUGUUAAGACUAUUAUUCUUCAUUGGUGUGUAUUAACUAUUAAUGCUAUUUGACAUCGUAUAUGUAAUUGACAGAAUAAAUGAAGUUAGUUGUUACUUGUUCGAACUCUAUCGUUCCUAGUACACUUUUGUAAAACUCCAUUCAAUUAUUUCUCUUGUUCAAGAAA